AUGAGCUACUCUGAUGCUGCCAUCAUAUCAAGUGUGGAAAUCGAGCCGGUCUCGCCUCUUGAGAACAAAGUAAAGGAUGAAGAAUCUGGAGAUCAGACAGUUCAGCUGGAUUCACCCGGUAUCGCAAAGGAUGACAUUUUCGAUGACGUGGAUGUUGAGGGAGAAGAGUCUGAAUUCGUGGAUGGAAAUUUUGAAGGACUUGUCUUUAUUAAUGGUGUUGAACAUUUUGUAUGUCCAGGGUUUAAGAUCCGACAACUUCCUACUCCAAUCAUUGUCAAGAGGUCUUUGAAAAUGCUCUAUAAGACAAUAGUGAAGGGCAAUCUAGUAUUAGAUCCAAACUAUCAGAGAGCCAGUGUAUGGGACGAAGUGCGUGCUUCUACACUUAUUACUUCAGUCCUCAUGGGUUAUUUUGUUCCUCCCAUCGUUCUUAACGUUAAAACUGUAAUCAAUAAGCUAAAAGAUGGCCAAAAAGAGGUAAAACACAUGCGGAUUUGCGUGGAUGGGAAGCAACGCUUGACAUCGCUUUAUAAAUUUAUGAGUGGGGAGAUCGGUUUCCUGGAUACUUCGCACCCACCGAAAAAAUGGUAUUAUUGCCAUCCAACUAUUGAUGGUGUAGUGACACCGACUAGCGGCAGAAAUAUCUGUCCAGAGGGACUGAAGAAAUUCUUCGACGAAAAGAUAUUUUGCUGCUAUGAGUAUGACCAUCUAACACAAGAGAACGAAGAAACCAUGUUCCAACUUGUUCAACGCGGAAUCGCUUUGUCACCAGCCGAGAAGAUGAGGGCCAUGUCCACUAAAUGGGCAAGGUUUACCCGAUUAUAUGAGGAGGAUUAUUCUAUGGUGAUCAACUCAUCGAAGCAAAGUCGUGCAUCAGGAUUCCGCCUUAUUCUCACUAUUUUCACAAUGAUUCAAGAAGUUCUAUCUGGGCCAACGAAUGGUCGAAGGAAAAAAGCUGUACCCGCACUGCAAGCUAGUCCUCAAGCACUUAUGCGUGUUUUAGAAGAUUCAGAACCAAUAUCGAUGGGUCUCAAACUCGCUUUCAAAGAUGUGUUUGAUAGGUUCGAAUCAUUGAUCAAGAAAGCUUCUACCAAGCUACCAAGUGGUCGGUACAAACUCAUGAAGGAUUCAGCAUUUGACCCAGCUCCUGAAUUUCUCAAUGAGCCGGAUGUCAAUCACGUUCGCACGUUCUCGCCGUUGGAGUUAGUCGCCUCCGGUAUCCUAAUUUCAUAUCACAAAGAUAGACGAUCAGACUACGCUCUUCUCGAGGACAUCAAAUCUCUGCGUCGCUUCUUGAGGCUGAAACACAAAGACUUGGGAGUCAACGCCCAAUGCUGGACCACAGCGUGGGAAUUCAUCUCCGAACACGUAAAUCGGAAUUCAAUGAAUAACUUCGCACUUCGAUUACAAUCGCAUCGACAAAAGACUGAGCACGCGGUUUCUAUGGAACUUGAUAUUUUCAGACAAGCAAGAUCUAGCUCGGAGUCUAGUGGGCUGUCAUCCCUCGAUUCUUUGUUCGAAAGCGAUUUGGGAUUAGAUGUGGAUGAUGAUGAUAAUUCAAGCGAUGGCCCAGCGAGUGAUCUGUCAGAGCCUACAUCGUCCAAAAGAGCCUUGGAGGGCAGCCUCGCCCAUAAUCAACCUUUCAAGAAAGCGAAAAAGUAA
This is a messenger RNA of Sclerotinia borealis F-4128, 1659 nucleotides long. The record is from the annotation of a GenBank genome assembly. Lineage: Eukaryota; Fungi; Ascomycota; Leotiomycetes; Helotiales; Sclerotiniaceae.